CUUCCCUUUAACUCUCUAACCCCCCUGCCGCUCCCCUCCCCUCCCCAGACUUCUUUCCCUCCCCCUCCCUCUCGCUUCUUCCCCUCCCUCUCCGCCCUGACUCCCUCUCCCGUCUCGGGGAAGUUUCAGAGCCAUCAGUCUGUCCGUCUGUAUGUCCGUCGGUGGGUCCGCAGCAGAGCUGCAGGCAGCGGGCGCCAUUGUGCGCGGAGCGGAGGGGAGCGGGGAACCCCGGACGCUUGGGUCCGGGGAACGUCUGCUCGUGGCUGUCCCGCCAGGAUACCCUGCAGGUCAGCCAGAGAUGGCCCCACAAAUUGAGCCAGGGGACAGGCCUCAUGAUGCCCAGGAGCAGCCAGCCCCUGGGGGAGAAGGGCCCCCAGGUGCAUACUCAGGGGCCCUGGUUCCCAAACCAGAAGAUGUUUUCCAAAGUGAACAAGGGGAGGAACAGAACAUUGCGGAACAAGGAGGCGGACCCCAAAAAGCAGAGCCUGAGGGCUCUUGCCCAGAAGACUGGAUGAUCCGAAAGGUGAAGGUGGAGGAUGAGGACCAGGGAGAGGAAGAGGAGGUCGCAUGGCCCCAACACCUCCCCCAGUUACUUCCCAGCGGCCCCUUCCUGCCCGCCGACCUUGGACCUCUGGCGGCUGUGGCCACAGCCUGUAAGCUAGAGCCUGGAGCCCCUGCACCUCUGAGCGGGCUGGCUCUGGCAUCUUGGCCCCAGGUCCUGGAGAAACCCUACGGCUGCGGCGAGUGCGAACGCCGCUUCCGGGACCAGCUGACCCUUCGACUGCACCAGAGGCUGCACCGGGGCGAGGGCCCGUGUGCCUGCCCAGACUGCGGCCGCAGCUUCUCCCAGCGCACGCACCUUCUGGCCCACCUGCGCAGCCACCGAGGCGAACGCCCCUUUCCGUGCCCGGAAUGCGGAAAGCGCUUUAGCAAGAAGGCUCACCUGACCCGCCACCUCCGCACGCACACUGGGGAGAGGCCCUACCCCUGCGAGGAAUGCGGGAAGCGCUUCAGCCAGAAGAUCCACCUGGGCUCCCACCAGAAAACGCAUACUGGAGAGAGGCCCUUCCCCUGCGCCGAGUGUGAGAAGCGCUUUCGCAAGAAGACGCAUCUGAUCCGCCACCAGCGCAUCCACACGGGCGAGCGACCCUAUCAGUGCACCGAGUGCGGCCGCAGUUUUACGCACAAGCAGCACCUGGUGCGCCACCGGCGGGUGCACGCAGCAGGCCCUGCCCAACCUCCACCUCCCCAGCCGCCGGGCACUGACCCCCUGUGCCAGGACGAGUCCGCCGCCCCUCCAGGGCCCAAGGCCUUCGCCUGCACAGACUGCGGGAAGGACUUCGGCUGGAAGAAGAACCUGGCCUCGCACCAGCGAGUGCACCGCGGCAGCCGCCCCUUCGCGUUCUCGGAGCGCGCGCGGGGCCAGGGUGAGCGGCGCCCCCCAGGGGCUGCAGCGGCGGCCCACGCAGCCAUGAAGGCUUUUGCCUGCACUCACUGCGGAAAAAGCUUCAGCCAGCGUCCGGGGCUGGUGGCGCACCAGCGGACCCACGCUGGCGAUCGGCCCUUCCGCUGUCCAGACUGCGGGCGCGGCUUCUCCCACGGGCAGCACCUGACAAGGCACCGGCGGGUGCACACGGGCGAACGUCCCUUUGCCUGUACCCAGUGCGGCCGUCGCUUCGGCUCGCGCCCCAACCUUGCUGCCCACACCAAGGUGCACAGCGGCGCCCGACCUUUUGCCUGCGCGCAGUGCGGUCGGGGCUUUAGCCGCAAGUCACACCUGGGCCGCCACCAGGCAGUCCACACCGGGAGUCGCCCCCACGCCUGUACGGUCUGCUCCCGCUGCUUCAGCUCUAAGACCAAUCUGAUCCGCCACCAGGCAGUCCACACGGGCUCCCGCCCCUUCCCCUGCUCGCAGUGCGGCAAGAGUUUCAGCCGCAAGACCCAUCUGGCCCGGCACCAGCGUACGCACGGCGAAAUCUCUCAUCUUGACCCCAGCCUGUCAAGCCCAACCUGGCCUGUCCCCACAGUGGCUGCCCCGACGCUUUUCCUCUAAAUAGAACAGAGCCCUGUCCCUCAUCAGACAGGUCUCUCUGUCCAACCCCUCAGCACCCUCUCUCACCUAACUAAUGGUUAGGUCCCUUGUGGUUUGUAUCUCUACUCUCCUUGACUAUAACUGCUCUCCUUUCCUACUGCUCAGAGGUUCCAGUGCUGGCCUCCCCCACUUUGGAUUCCCUGUCCUCCUUCAGUUUUUCAAUAUAUCACCUCUGUUCCGUCUUUCAGCUUCCUGUAGCUACCCUUCACCCCCCACCACUCCCCUUCCUUCUCUCCCGACAUGCUGGAUGCUUAGGGCUUGGAGAACACCCCAUCUGAUCCAGAAUAACCUAGAGAGACUCGCUAUCAGACUCAGGUCUGCAUCUAUAAAGUGAGGGGAUUAAACUGAAUGAACUCUAAGGUUCUUUUCCAUCUGGAACAUUCGACAUCAGCGUGGAGCCUUGGGUGUUGGGGGAUGGAAGUGAGUUAACUGACCAAAGGAGAAUAGAGGGCCAGGCUGAACCUUGUGGGGAGACUACAUAAAGAAAAGAAUAUAUCCCUACUGGUUUGCUCUUCCACGCCUUCUGCUAUCCUUCAAAGCUCUAGGCCUCUCCCCUACCCCUCAAAAAAGGGGUCAGGAGUCUGUUCCAAGAAGAGGGGAGAAUAGUCACCUGUGUAUUUGAUGUGUCAUUAAAGAUACAAUCUGAGGCUUGGGGGCCUUAAGAAUGGUGAGUGCUGGGGCUUUCUUGCCUUGGCCAGUCAAGGGAUGGGGGAAGUUGAGCCUCCUAUUUGACAGCUAGCUCCCUACACUUCUCCUGACCUCCUCUGUGAGGCUUCAGGUUCUCAGAUAAUGGUAUUUUUUCUUCCAAAAUACUGAGUCAAUUCCCUUCACUCACCAAAGCACUUUCUCCAUUCCCCUACAUCCCAGUAGAGAACAAGAACAAUCCAGCCCAAAUCAUCCAGUUUGAAAUUUGCUGCUUUACUAAGCCUAGAUAACGGCCCCUGCCUCUAGGUGAGGAGUCAGCCAGGUUUCCUUCCCACUUCUCUUUUAGCAGAUGACAAAGGUUAAAAGAUGGGAAAUGCAGAGGGAGAGUCUCUAUGGAUCCUCUCAUCCUUGACUGCAGCAGCAUGGAGCAGUUAUCUGAGCUCUGUGCCUUGGGUCUCUCUGCCUGUCUUGGAGCUCUUCCAAGGCCCCUCCCCCCAACCUCUGACCUAUUUUUGCCUCCCUCAACUCUAGCUCAGUGCAGAGGAGGUAGGAGGAAGAAGGCUCAGAUACCUGUUGCUUCCAGCCGGUGUCCCAAACUCUUGCUUCCCUAGAUUGGCAGUGCUCACUCCCAGAGCCUCUGCUUCCCAGGUAGAGAAGGGCAUUUGGAACUGACUGGCUAACGAGAGCGGAGCAGAAAAGACAGUGAAGUGAGCUAACUUUUACAGGGUAUGAGGACAAAAAUAACAGAACUCAUAUUUGAACAAGCACAGAAGAAUUUACAUACUUAGGAAUGCUAUCACCUUAAAGUAGACCCCCUGGGGAGCUAGACACAAAUUCCAAGGAUGGGGUCAUUAUUGAUCAAAACAUCUUUGAAACUCUCAGAGUUGCUUCAGAGUAUAGUGUGAGAGAGAGAGAGAGAGGGAGGGAGAGAGAUAGAUCUAGGACUUGAAGUGACGUCAGAGGUCAUUGAGUCCAAUCCCCUCAUUUUGUAGAUGAAGAUAAGUAACUCGCCCAAUGUCAAACCGGUCAGAGGCAGGAUUUGAACCUAGGUCCUCCAGAGCCAAUGCUCUUGCCACUGUACAGCCAUACCUCCUGAAUAACCUCAAUGUUUGUCGAUCUUCAGCCUCCAAGGAUCGUUGUGGUGUGUUUCUAUUUUUAAACAGUCAACAAAAAAAAAUCAUUUGGAGCCACAACUGAUGAAUAAAUGAUCUAACUAAGUAA
Messenger RNA from Dromiciops gliroides (monito del monte), 3958 nucleotides. It is a transcript of the gene ZNF467, whose product is annotated as zinc finger protein 467. Lineage: Eukaryota; Metazoa; Chordata; Mammalia; Microbiotheria; Microbiotheriidae. The transcript has 4 exons. Bases 152 to 2053 code for a protein of 633 amino acids. The record is from RefSeq and is a predicted model, not a curated record. Gene Ontology annotation, cellular component: nucleus.